GCCUCCUAAUCCAUGACGUGUGGAGCCAACAUUGAUGGCUGAGCUGCUCUGAUUUCUUCCAAAGUUGGUUGGCUUGGCCUGGUGUUAAAGAAGAAACUAUCAUUUAGCCAAAAUGGCCUUUGUGUGGAUCCAAGCAUUGUUUGGGCUAGCUGUCUACGCCAUUUGUGUGGUGGGAUCUUCGCAGCCACAAGCAAGAGUAUUCCUGCCAUUCGACGAACUUAAGGACACACAGACAUCUGAAUACUACAGUAUAUCACAGAACCCCCUGGACUACAGGAUCUUGUUAAUGGAUGAAGACCAGGACAGAAUCUAUGUGGGCAGCAAGGAUCAUAUACUGUCAUUGAAUAUUAACAACAUUAGUCACGAUCCUCUCAGUGUUUUCUGGCCAGCUACACCACACAAAGUUGAAGAGUGCAAGAUGGCUGGCAAGGAUCCCACACAUGGCUGUGGUAAUUUUGUACGUGUUAUUCAGAGCUUCAACCGAACUCACUUAUACGUAUGUGGAAGUGGAGCCUUCAGUCCUUUAUGCACAUAUGUCAACCGAGGCCGAAGAUCUGAGGAUCGUGUUUUUUUGAUCGAUUACAAAAAUGAAUCUGGAAAAGGGCGAUGUUCUUUUAACCCAAAAAUAAACACAGUUUCUGUUAUGAUCAAUGAAGAGUUGUUUUCUGGAAUGUAUAUAGAUUUUAUGGGCACUGACUCUGCUAUCUUUCGAAGUCUAACAAAACGUAAUGCUGUAAGAACUGAUCAGCACAAUUCAAAGUGGUUAAGUGAGCCAAUUUUUGUGGAUGCACAGCUUCUUCCAGAUGGAACAGAUCCAAAUGAUGCAAAGGUUUAUUUCUUUCUGAAAGAGAGACUGACUGACAACAGUGGGAGCACCAGGCAGAUUCACUCUAUGAUAGCAAGAGUUUGCCCAAAUGACAUUGGUGGACAAAGAAGUCUUGUUAACAAGUGGACGACCUUUUUAAAGGCCCGGCUUGUGUGUUCAGUGAUGGAUGAUGAUGGAACUGAAACUCAUUUUGAUGAAUUGGAGGAUGUUUUUCUAAUGGAAGCAGACAAUCCUCGGAAUACUUUGGUAUAUGGCAUUUUCACAACCUCAAGCUCUGUGUUUAAAGGAUCUGCAGUAUGUGUAUAUCACAUGCCUGACAUUCAAACAGUGUUCAAUGGACCAUUUGCUCACAAAGAAGGACCCAACCACCAGCUGAUUCCUUAUCAGGGCCGAAUUCCAUACCCAAGGCCUGGUACAUGUCCUGGAGGUGCAUUUACCCCAACUGUACUGACAACAAAGGAAUUCCCAGAUGAUGUUGUUACAUUUAUUAGAAAUCAUCCACUUAUGUUCAACUCCAUUUAUCCGGUACACAAGAAGCCUCUUCUAAUAAGGACAGGAACAGACUACAAGUAUACAAAGAUAGCAGUGGACAGAGUGAACGCAGCAGAUGGAAAGUACCAUGUCCUAUUUCUUGGAACAGACAAAGGAACAGUACAGAAAGUGAUUGUCCUUCCUGGUAACAGUUCUGGAAGCAGUGAACUGAUUCUGGAAGAGCUGGAGGUUUUCAAGAGUCAUGCUCCAGUAACCUCAAUGAAGAUUUCUUCAAAAAAGCAACAACUGUAUGUUAGUUCAGAAGAAGGAGUCACUCAAGUAUCUUUACAUCGCUGCCAUAUCUAUGGAACUGCAUGUGCUGACUGCUGCCUAGCCAGAGAUCCCUACUGUGCCUGGGAUGGAAAGUAUUGUUCCAGAUUUUAUCCAUCAGGGAAAAGGAGAAGUAGAAGACAGGACAUAAAACAUGGAAAUCCGGUUACUCAGUGCCGUGGAUUUAACUUGAAAGGCUACAGGAACACUGAAGAAAUUAUACAGUAUGGUGUGAGAAAUAACACAACUUUCUUGGAGUGCAGUUCAAAAUCUCCACAGGCCUCUGUCAAAUGGCUGCUUCAGAAGGAUAAUGACCGAAGGAAAGAGGUUAAAAUAAAUGAAAGGAUCAUUUCAACCGGUCAAGGACUUCUUAUCCGUUCGGUUCAGGACCCUGAUCAAGGAACUUAUCACUGUAUAGCAACUGAAAAUGGCUUUAAGCAAACAGUAGCCAAAAUCACUUUGAAAAUCUUAGAACCAGAACUUGUGAAUUUUAUGACUGACAAAUCUCAGUGGAUCUGGGCAAGUACUUUGAGUGGCCUACAAUUUCAUCCCAAGGAUCUCACUGGAUCAUUCAGUCAUUCGGAGAUGCAGAUGAUUAACCAGUACUGCAAAGAAAACAGACAGAAAAAAAGUCAGGUGUCGGAAGUACCAAAACUUAAAGGGGAUUAUGGCAAAUUAAAAGUCCUCCUGAACACCAGAAAAAGUAGAAAUCGAAGAAAUCAGUUACCUGGAUCUUAAGCAUUUUUAUGAUUACAGCCGUAGAAUCUAAAAUUUGUUACAAGUCACCUAGGCAAAAAGUAUGAAAAUUAAAAAUGCAAUGAAAUAUUUAUAUUCACUAGAGCAAAAGAACAUUCAGUCCUAAGUGUUCCUCUUCGUUCUUACUGAGAGCCUAAACAAUUUCAUGUUCCUCCAAUAUUGACAUACAUGGUUGAUGCCUACUUAUUGCUUUGGUGUUUUCUAUUAUUGUUUGGGCUCACAUAAACUAAAGUUAUUUUUACACCUUAUUUAUUAGAUUUUUUUAUUAACAAGAAAAUAAAUUUAAGUUUUUGACAAUUUGCUGUAUGUAAAAAAAGAUGGAUGCCAAUGAGUUUAUGUUUAUACUGUUGUCUUAUCAAAUGUUGCACAGAAAUAUUGCAUUGCACUCCAUAGCAAUCAGUUAUCUAAUUUUAUUAGUCUGACUACUUCUGGGAAAUGCUUAAGUGAGGUUACUGUGGGCUGCAACACAUCAAUAUUUCCAUCAUGUGAUGAAAAGGCCCUUCAAUGUAGAUGAGACUCCAUGGGGAACCAUUUGCAUAGCUCAAAUACUGAAAGUUGAAUGCAGAUGGUAAUAAAAUAAUCAUUUGAAGCAUUGCAAAGGAAAGCACCCAAAUAAUUUGCUUUAAUAAAUCCAGAAAUGUAUAUUAAGAUAUCAUAUUAUGUUCAAAGGUCAGUCUGCUAAUCAAUUGUAAGAACAUAUUGGAAGAGAGUAAAAUUUACUGAUGCAGUUUACUUUUCUGCAGACCAAAUUUUCUUUCUUAAAUCAGUGGCCUGCCAUCUGAUAAAAUACUAGGAGAAGAAGCGUACUAAAGAGAGCAGAAAGUUGAAAGGGUUGGCAGGAAUCAAGAGACCUCCUAUAUGUCCAGAAUGUUGAUACCAGGUAAAGUGAGUUGGGGUCUAGGUAUUGAUCGAAGGGGUUAAGCUAAGAACUUUACAAGCGUAGUGUAA
Nanorana parkeri is the source of this 3331-nucleotide messenger RNA. RefSeq names its product semaphorin 3C (gene SEMA3C). The coding region runs from base 113 to 2365 and encodes 750 amino acids. Gene Ontology annotation, molecular function: semaphorin receptor binding; chemorepellent activity. NCBI's taxonomy places the organism in Eukaryota, Metazoa, Chordata, Amphibia, Anura, Dicroglossidae. Gene Ontology annotation, biological process: negative chemotaxis; semaphorin-plexin signaling pathway; positive regulation of cell migration. The record is from RefSeq and is a predicted model, not a curated record. The transcript has 18 exons.